Olea europaea var. sylvestris is the source of this 2034-nucleotide messenger RNA. RefSeq lists its product as uncharacterized. Lineage: Eukaryota; Viridiplantae; Streptophyta; Magnoliopsida; Lamiales; Oleaceae. Bases 1 to 2034 code for a protein of 677 amino acids. The transcript has 11 exons. The record is from RefSeq and is a predicted model, not a curated record.
AUGAAAUCAUCCGUGCAGAGUUUCUUUGUUUUGGCUGGUACAGAUAAAGUUUAUGUUAAAGCUACAGAGGUUUUUCAAGGGGGACUUGAUAAUUUAAGUUCAAAUUUCUUUGUUCUAGAUGGUUCGAGUAAGCUUGAAUAUCUUCCUGUUUCUUUGGGAUAUGAGCGUAUCAUUGAUGAGACCUUAGUUCCUUUGCUUUUGCAAUGGCCCUAUUGUUAUCACAAUACUAUUCGGUGCCACAACGGUGUGGCGCCGCCACAGCCCACAGUAGGAGCUGCCUGGCGUGGCGGCUCCUGCAGCAUCAGCAGCGGCGGUCGCUAUAGCACCGGCAGCCAGCAGCCGCGUUGCCGUCGCCGACGGCAACUAUUGCUGCCGAAAAAGAUCAUUUUGAAGUCCUGGAUCUACCACUCUUUGGCUAAUGGAGAGUUGGGUAAUGACGCUUCUAAUAGGAUUGAACAAAAACGUGCUCAUCAGUGGUCUAUGGAUACAUCUGAGCAAGAGCUAUACAGCAACAAGAAGCAAGCAGUAGAAUCUGCUUACGACAAACCUGCUUCAGGAGCUGCAAACAUGAACAUAUCCCUGUUGGGCAACACUUCCAGUUCUCAGUCAGUUCAGAUAGGCAACUGCCUAUUUCGGCCUAAGCCUAUCAGGAUUUCAAAUUUUGCAGAUAAGAAUGUUUCCCUCAUGGGGGUUCUGAAUAUGGCGAAGAAGGGUUCGGAAGAUCAGGUAGAAAUUGAUUCGUCCAUUUGUUUACCAGGGUCUCGUGAUGAGGAAGGUCUCUUGUGUCUAAGCAUUGGAGGCAGAAACCAGAUCGUUUCAGAUAAUCGCGUGUCUGAAUUUCUCCAUCAUUCACGGACGAGUAAUGAUUUGUCACUUGGAACAACUUAUAAUACCGAUGAUCGAAGUGCUAUUUUAGUGAAUUUAACUGCCUUCGGGAAGAUAGAUAAAAACUUCCUUUCACUGGGAGAGGUCUCCAACAAGAGAGAUGACAAUUUCAUGCUACCGUGUUAUCUAGAUGACGGGAUAGAUAAUAUUCUUCCGUCUAUUGGACAACCCUUCGACAAAAAGUUCGGUAACUUUAUUCCAGCUGGGGAGGGGUUUGAAAAGGGAAAUGACAAUCUAAUGCCAAUCGAUCCUAAUUACUCUGGGAGCAAUGAAACUUUCGUUUAUAUGGACAGUUUCUACAAUAAGGCAAAUGACGCUUAUAUGUCAGCAGGUCCUACUUUUGAUAAUGGGAGAAUAGAUAUUGCAUCGAUCACUUCAAUUCAAGGUCAGCAGGAUGCUACUGUUGCAUCACUAGGAGCUGUUUACAACAAAGGAAAUUCCAGUUUCCUAUCAAUGGGCCAAAGCCAUAAUAAGGGGAAUGGCACUACUGUACCUUUUGGAGGCUUUCAUUAUAAUCCAGUAGUAAGCUAUCCCUCUUUCAGGCUCCUAAGCAAGCAGAGUCCUUUACUAAAUCAUUCCUCAGUUCAAUCUUCAGGGGCAUUACAACAGAAAGAUUUUGUGAAGUACGGGUUCCUAAAUAUAAAUUCUGUUUCGGCAUGUGCUUCAGGGACAGGGAGUGGCCCCACGAAUAAGAAGAAGACAACUGAAAAGCUCCCUUCAAACAACUUCCCCUCAAACGUUAAAACUUUGUUGUCAACUGGUAUAUUUGAAGGAGUUCCUGUGAAGUACAUUUCGUGGUCUGGGGAGAAAAAUCUUAAAGGAGCGGUAAAAGGGACUGGUUAUUUGUGUGGUUGCAAGGAGUGCAAGCUUUCCAAAGUUAUUAAUGCUUAUGAGUUUGAGAAACAUGCUGGUUGCAAGACCAAACACCCGAAUAAUCACAUUUACUUUGAGAAUGGGAAGAGCAUUUAUGCUGUUGUCCAAGAACUGAAGAGCACCCCUCCGGACAUGCUAUUUGCGACAAUAGAAAAUGUGUUUGGAUCUCUUGUAAACCAGAAAAAUUUGCAUACUUGGAAAGAUUCGUAUCAAGCUACAAACCUUGAAAUUCAGCGAAUUAAUGGGAAGGAUGAACUGGACAUGCAUCCUAAAUAA